AAACAAGAAUAGAACGAAACGCAGACGAUAACAAGAACAAGGGCACAAGACAAGGAUUACAUUACAAGGAAGGCAUUAGGCAAGGCAACGAGCUAUGAUGAGUGAUCACGAUCAACAAAAAAACAUAAACCAACUCAACUAAACCGCUAUCCGUCAACGUCAAGUCAACCCACCCAACGGCAACCCUGAGUGUUGACUGAAAACAGUGAAACUACAUCAUUGUUGUUGACACAAUAUUGCAGCCUUAAUUCCAUAAUGUUUGCUGCUAAAUCUCUAGCAGCAAAGAUGAAUGUACAGUUGUUUGGCAGAGGCCUGAUGCAAGUUUGCAGCAAGUGGCCCACAAAUAUACCAGUCAAGAAGGCUCCGAUUAAUAUUCUUCAGACAUUUGUCAGGAACAUGUUUAUUCAAACACAAGACACGCCAAACCCUAAUAGUUUGAAAUUUUUGCCCGGCAUUAAGGUUUUGGACCCUGGACAAACCAUAGACUUCCCUAACGGGACAGAGGCCUACUGCUCCCCUCUGGCUAAGCUUUUGUUCCGAAUUGAAGGAGUCAAGUCAGUCUUUUUUGGUCCUGACUUCAUAACAGUCACUAAGAUAGAUGAAGACGUAGAGUGGAAGCUUAUAAAACCAGAAAUCUUUGCAACAAUCAUGGAUUUUUUUGCCAGUGGUUUGCCAGUUUUGACAGAUGCAAAACCUUCAUCAGAUACUCAAAUAAAUGAAGAUGACGAUGAGACAGUUCAAAUGAUCAAGGAACUCUUGGACACUAGAAUCAGGCCGACUGUGCAAGAGGAUGGCGGAGAUAUUGUUUUUAUGGGAUUUGAAGAUGGCAUUGUAAAGUUGAAGAUGCAAGGCUCCUGUACAAGUUGUCCUAGCUCUGUGGUCACGUUGAAAAAUGGAGUUCAGAAUAUGCUGCAGUUUUACAUACCUGAAGUUUUGGGUGUAGAACAAGUGGAUGGUGAGCCUGAAGUUGAGAUGAAAAUCAUGACCAAGGCAGCUAGAGACCAGCACCUAAAAGACUCUGAAAGUAGUAAAACUUAGUCUACUUGUUUGUUAGAAGUUCCGAAGUUUACAUUUUCUGUGUUAAAUCCAUCGUUUUAUAGGUCUGUUAUGAAAAAUCUUGGUUAGUAAUAGUGAGUUUUUUUCAUGAUUUACACAAAGAGAAUAGAUGAAAACCCCCCUCACAGGAUACAAAAGUAUCUUGUGCCUAUUUUCACUGAUUUUUAAUAGAACAGAACUUUUUAUUUAUUUAUUUAAUAACUGUAGCCUGAGAUUUUCAAACCCUUUGUAGCAAUAUUUUUGGAAUACCACCAUUAUAGUUCAGUCGCUUAGAUAGCGACCUGCGUGCUAAUGCUAACCAAUGCUAGAGGAGGUCGCUAUCUAAGCGGCUGAACUAUAAUUUGAUUUCUAAUUAUAAUUUUCACAACGGAAUUUUCCCCCUUGUGUAGAACAAUAAUUGUUAUAAACAUGAUUUAGUAAAAGCAAAGGUUUUUGUUUGGAAAGGUUACUGCAGUUUAUUGUACAUAGUUAUAAUAUAUAUAUAUAUGUAUACUAUUUAUUAACAUAUUCAUAGUUAAUAAAUAUAUUAUUUAUUUUUAGGCACUACAUGUAAAAAUAUUCAAUGGGUGAAUAAAUUGUUUUCUGCCAACAUAAAUAAAUAAAUUUAUUGUUUAAAACCCGGUUACCAAUAAUGAAGUACCUCAGUUAGUAUGAAUAAACAAAAAGGGAUUCAAACUUGUAUAAAGACUUCUGAAUUAAAAGGAAAACUCUUGAACAAUUAUGGUUAUUAAAAGUAAAAAUGAACCAUAUUCUCAAUUAGUUAUUACGUGUGUUGAAAUUGGAUAUUUUUUGUCGGAAUUGAUGGGUAAAAGUUGUAAGAGUUUUUAUACCAAAUUAAAUUAGACCAGUUUUGUGCUUAAUAACAAAACCCUCUCGACCCAGGCAAACCUAAAGAACUUUUUCAACUUUGCCAUCUUUGUAAUAAUAUCAUAACUGUAUAUUAAUUAUGAAAACCACAAGCAUAGCUAUCCAAAUAAGUGUAGACACAAAUUCCAACUGCCCAUCCGCAGACUUAAUAACUUCUUUUGAAAACCUGCCACAAUGUAUUAAGGAAAAGAAAAUACUGCAAACUGCUACAAAUCAUUUGAAUCAAAUGACAUUUUUAUAAAUAGUACUAAUAUGAUGAUUUUCUUAUGUGUGCAGCGAGUUUUGUGUGUCAUAUUUAUUUUGUGUGUUACUUUGACUAUGGUGGCAAUAAGGCCCUAGCAGCACAAGGAGCCUAGGCCAAGGAAACCCCCAUGUUCAGAAAAAUAGAGUUUGAAAUAGAGUUCAAACUUAAGUUUUGACCUAUGAAAUGUUGUACUUGAUAUAUAUAGCAUUUGAUAGAUCUAAGGCCUAUGGUGUAUUUGUUGUUAUGCUCACUGAGAAAGAAAGACAAUAGAUAAUAAACUAAUGACAAAUGUC
Macrosteles quadrilineatus (aster leafhopper) is the source of this 2460-nucleotide messenger RNA. RefSeq names its product NFU1 iron-sulfur cluster scaffold homolog, mitochondrial-like. Gene Ontology annotation, molecular function: iron-sulfur cluster binding; iron ion binding. Bases 256 to 1038 code for a protein of 260 amino acids. Gene Ontology annotation, biological process: iron-sulfur cluster assembly. Gene Ontology annotation, cellular component: mitochondrion. Lineage: Eukaryota; Metazoa; Arthropoda; Insecta; Hemiptera; Cicadellidae. The transcript has 7 exons. The record is from RefSeq and is a predicted model, not a curated record.